GGUCGAGCUUUAUUUUGACACCGGAAAGAGGAACGUGCUGGGAUCUUAGUUUGUCUCGCUUGACGCUGGGCACUAAAAAAAACAGUAGGAUGUAGCGGUACAUGUAUCGGGCUUCGCUCCACAUCAAUCCGGCCAUCAGAAGUCCCUCUCUGCUUUAAUGUCGACGCGGUGAGCCGGGUCUGGGGGAUGGGUGUUGGAAGGACCGUGAGCAGCGACGACUAACGUUUGACAAAAUGUCCAACAUCCUCGAUGCGGCGGCCAAAGUGAAAUGGGACCGCACGGCCGCGGCCAAGCGAGCCGUGUUUCUCGCGGCUGCCGCUUACGGUGUCAAAACGCUGUACCCCAUCAUCUGCAAGCAGCUCUGCAGAAACAAAGAUCCCGACGGCAGCCACCGGGGCUCCAAGGCGGAGAACGGCUCCACUUGCUCGGGGAAAGGUCCCGCCGACGCCGCGGUGUACAAGAAGACGUCCCCCGGGGUGAACGCUGAAUUUUUCAAGCAGAUCCUGGAACUUGGUAAAAUCCUCUUUCCCAAGCUCGUUUCCAAAGAGCUCGGUUUGCUCUCCUUGCACUCGGUGGCGCUGAUAUCCAGGACGUUUCUGUCUAUUUACGUGGCCAGCUUGGACGGGAAGAUUGUGAAGACGAUCGUGGAGAAGAAGCCCAAACGCUUCAUCAUCCAGCUGGUCAAAUGGCUCCUCAUUGCCAUCCCGGCCACGUUCGUCAACAGCGCCAUCCGGUACCUGGAGUGCAAGCUGGCUCUGGCCUUCCGCACCCGGCUGGUGAACCACGCAUACCGGACCUACUUCACCGACCAGACCUACUACAGAGUCAGCAACAUGGACGGGAGGCUCGCCAACCCGGACCAGUCGCUCACCGAGGACGUGAUGAUGUUUUCCCAGUCGGUGGCCCACCUCUACUCCAACCUCACCAAGCCCAUCCUGGACGUGAUGCUGACCUCCUACACCCUGAUCCAGACGGCCAGAUCCCGGGGAGCCAACGCCACCGGGCCGACCCUGCUGGCCGGGCUGGUGGUGUUCGCCACGGCGAAGGUCCUGCGUGCAUGUUCGCCCAAGUUCGGCAAACUGGUCGCCGAGGAGGCGCACAGGAAGGGCUACCUGCGCUACGUGCACUCCAGGAUCAUCGCUAAUGCUGAGGAAAUAGCUUUCUACAGAGGACACAAGGUGGAGAUGUGUCAGCUGCAGAAGUGCUACCGGGCGCUGGCGGAGCAGAUGAACCUGAUCCUGUCCAAGCGCCUCUGGUACAUCAUGAUCGAGCAGUUCCUCAUGAAGUACGUGUGGAGCGGCAGCGGCCUCGUCAUGGUCGCCGUGCCCAUCAUCACGGCCACCGGCUUCGCUGACAACGAAACAGCCGACGGACAGACGCAGGUGAUGGUGAGCGAGAGGACGGAGGCGUUCACGACCGCCCGAAACCUCCUGGCCUCCGGAGCCGACGCCAUCGAGAGGAUCAUGUCCUCCUACAAAGAGGUCACAGAGCUCGCCGGCUACACUGCAAGAGUCCACAACAUGUUUGUGGUGUUCGAGGACGUCCAGAAGGGUGUUUACAAGCGCUCGUCUCUGUCGGCCACUACAGGAACAGAGAAGAAGAGCAAGCCGGAGAUGCACAUAGAUGGACCGCUGGAGAUAAAGGGUGAAGUUAUUGACGUGGACAAAGGCAUCGUGUGCGAGAACGUCCCGAUCAUCACGCCCAACGGAGACGUCGUCGUGUCUUGCUUGAACUUCGAGGUGGAAGAGGGCAUGCACCUCCUCAUCACGGGGCCUAAUGGAUGCGGGAAGAGCUCUUUAUUCAGGAUCCUCAGCGGCUUGUGGCCCGUCUACGGCGGCCGGCUGCACAAACCCUCUCCCCAGCACAUGUUCUACAUCCCUCAGAGGCCGUACAUGUCGAUGGGCUCGCUGCGGGACCAGGUCAUCUACCCCGACUCGGUGGAGGACAUGGCAGCCAGAGGCCUGAGUGACAAGGACCUGGAGGCCAUUCUGGACAUCGUCAACCUUAACCACAUUGUCACCAGAGAAGGAGGCUGGGACACCGAGCUGGACUGGAAGGAUGUGCUGUCAGGAGGCGAGAAGCAGAGGAUGGGCAUGGCUCGCAUGUUCUACCACAAGCCUAAAUAUGCUCUGCUGGAUGAGUGCACCAGCGCCGUGAGCAUCGACGUGGAGGGAAAGAUUUUCCAGGCUGCCAAGGAUGCCGGCAUCUCGCUGCUCUCCAUCACGCACCGACCCUCCCUGUGGAAGUACCACACCCACCUGCUGCAGUUCGACGGCGAGGGAGGCUGGCGCUUCGAGCAGCUGGACACGGCGACGCGACUCUCCCUCACCGAGGAGAAGCAGCGUCUGGAGGCCCAGCUGGCCGGCAUUCCCGAGAUGCAGCAUCGCCUCAACGAGCUCUGCAAGAUCCUUGGAGACGACUCGGUCCUCAGAACAGCUGAGGAGUGAGACGGGGAGGGGGAAAGAAAGAGGCCCGGUGUGGGGGGAAACGAAGAGAAGAAGUAGGGGAGGAGGAGAAGAAGAAGAGAGUGUGAGAGAGGCAAUGAAAGAAAAAGAAACCUGGUUUGUUAGCAUUGUUUUCAGACUUAGAUUUUUUUUUUCUCGCUUGUUUAGAUUUUCCUCUUUUUGCUCCGAGCCUCUCUUGUCAAAGCUCUCAAUGCCCGCUUGUGUCCGAGCUCCCUCCUUUCUCUCCUGUCUCUUCUUUUCAGUCUUUUCCUUCAGCCCUGAGAAGCAGAGGAGGGGGAGAGCGAAGGGCAUUCACGAGCGCUACUCCCCCUCGUAACGCACACCGACUGCACAGUCAGUCGCAGAUUUUUUAAAAAUGUGUCGCUUUCUAGCGGACGUGAUUUGGCACCAUCGAUCUCGCCGCCGUUCCAAAGCGGGCAGAAGCGAUGAAUUCAAAUUAACCGAGAUAAUGAAUUUGUUUGCGAUAAGGCAGGUUUAUAGCACUUUACUCUGCUUUUAGAGGGCUGUUUCUGCUUUUUUAUUUUGUGGUGAAAUAAUUUAGCUGGAAAUCUUUUUUUUUUUUUUUAAUGAUAGAACCACUUUCAUGUCCAAAGCAGUAUUCCAGACCCGGUACAACUGGGCUCUGCAGGAUCCACGUUUGUUUUUACCUCCUUAAUUUAGCAGUAGGUUUUUACUGAUGCGACCUCUUGGUGUCGGGAGGUCAAAAGAGACUAUUUUUCAUAAUGUCAAAAUAUGCCUUUGUUUAGUUUGUGUGUGUAUAUAGCCACAGUACAAUCCCUUUCCUUAUACCUCAUGUUGUUAUUUCCGACCCCCUGAAACCACUGAUACAGGCGCAGAUGCAGACUCUGUCGGGUCUAUUAUUAGAACGAUUAGUGACGCAGGUCUGACUCCUAAACUAUAGGCUUCUGGUUAAUUGAACAAACACAAUGAGCUGGAGAGGUCCUCUUCAAGGGCGAGCUGACGCCGCCGGGAGUCUGGUCUUUCGGCGAGCAGUCACACGUAUACGCUCUGAUCAGGUAGCCGCUCGGACAACGUGCACACGCCGGACACCUGCAUUGACUCGUCGGCAGUGCGGGUUCUUUUGAGUUGGGUUUAGUUGCAGGUUGAUGGUUCUUGGACAGUAAGUUGAUAUGCUGGGCUAAUCGUUGAAAGGAGAUUUCUUAUACAUCUGACCUACUUUUAAAUUCUUUCGUUCUGCAGUGCAAUCCAAUGUGAUGAAGUGUGUGUUUACAUGCGCUAAAUGUUAUGUUACGGUACUGUACGUGGAGCCUUGUUGGGCUGCGACCUAUUUGGCUUGAUUACGAUGCGGCAUAUAACUCAAUCAGCCACAACAUUAAACCACUUGGUUAAGUUUCUCCCCUUUUAUAGCUCAAAUUAUUCUGACCUUCAUUCAUGGAAGUUGUUUUGGUGCAUCAGGCGGAUGCUACGUCAACACCUUGGGCUCUUGGUUGUGUUCCUCGAGUACUUCCUGAGCAGUUUGUACGGUGGAUGCAUUGUCCUGCUGGGGCUUGUACUCGGUCUGCAACAAUGGCUGCAUUCCAAAUCACACGCUUUGUCUUUUUGCUUUAAAGUAAAAAGAAGCUUUACCACAGCUGCCCUCACAGAGUACUUCUCGUUGAAUGCCGUACGUAUGCAGUUGGGACACAUGACUACGUCAUAAUGUUGCGCCUUCCUCGUAUGUCCGCCGCAGACUGUAGUGCAACACGAGUCAUUUGUCUGUACUCUCAGGGCCUCGAGCUUGUUUAUACUCGCCGGACACGUGAAAAAAAAUUGUGACAUAACCGCCGCACAGAGGAUUGUGGGUCAGAGUGGCCGGAAAAAGCCUGCCGGCUCACGUGCUCCAAAAUCUGACCGAAUGUCGUCAGACAUCUGGGUAUUUUUAACAAACUACAUUUGGCGUACUCUCUAGCGGGACUUACUGGGUCAUCAUCUGGCACACUUUGUAGUUUGAUGGUAUGGUGUGCACAUGUCGAAGUAACAUCGACGUGAACGCCAGGAGCCGAGGGUUCCCAGCAGAACAGUGCGAUGCAACGAGAUCGCCAACGUUUUUCACGUGGUUGUAAUGUUGUGGCUGAUUGAUGUAUACACUAGUAGGAAGGUUGUAAGCAUAGACUGUAUAUAAAAGAUGGAUGCAGCACCCAUGGUGUCACCCACUAGAUUAGCCUUGAGUUUAACAUUUUGUUCUUUCGAAACCAGAUGUAAAGAAUAAGCAGUUGAUGAACCCAAGGAUGCUACAUUUAGUGAUACGUUAGCGACCUGUUAAUUACAAGGUAGCCCUGGUCUAAAACAUAACUAUUUUAAACUGAACCAGAUCGUAAUUUUAGUUAGCAUCAUGCUAUAUUCAAAACUAGCAAUAGAGACCAUGCACUAAUAAGAAAAAUGUUUACCCAGGUGUAAAUUUAAGUGAGAAGUACGGUUGUUUUCCGAUCGACUUCACCACAUUUGAACUUCUUUUUGCAAACAGGAGUCGCCCCCUGCUGGCUGCUAGAAAGAAUGCAGGUUUAAGGCACUUCCAGAUUAGCUUCACGUUCCGCACUUAUGUCCAUCUUUUACAUUCAGUCUAUGGUUGUUCGUCAGUUAUAAAUUGCAGACCGUGGAGCUCAUUUUCGGCCUCUUUGACGGCUAACGGCUGGUGUGAUCAUUUUCAAAUUGCUGUUAAAGAUCAGACGUUGUGAUACUGUGAACCUCGUUACCUUGACAUCACUUCGUUCUGAUGUGAAUGCUGUGGUCGCGGCUGCUAAAGGUCUCUUUUUGUGGUUCGAACCUGUGAACACGCUCACUGUGUCCUGCACAAACUAGGCAGAUGUUUUGUUUUUUUCCAUUUCAGACUGAGUUGUAUGGAGAUUUUGGAAUAAUCGACAUUUAAAGGAGACGUUUGUAGGAACGGUAAAUAUGCUGCAACGGUGAAAUUCACACAGGUCCAAUCAGUGUCACUUCCAAGCUUGAGCGACAGGCACGGCGUAGGAAUACCGAGUCAUCUCGCUGGUUGUAAUGCCACUGUUUGGCUAACACGCCUCUGUUUGUUAACGCGCCGCCACGUCGAACGGACAAUCAGGCACAUCAUCAGCAGAACAGAAACAAGUGCUGUAUUUCAAACUAUACUUGUUAUAAUCCUCAGAGAAAAGGCUAAACGAGCUCUGAUCCGAGUUACGUAAGUACACAGGCAUUAUCUGAUUUGUUAGGGGGACUUGUAAUGCAUGUCAAGGGUUAACGCAGUUCCCUCGUUAGCCUGAGCUCAUCCAAGAUGUGUAGGAUGCGACGUCUUUUGCCCCAUUGCAGUUUUUAAACCCCCCCUCCCCCUCCCUCUCUCUUGGCUUUUAGUGGACAGAAAAGAAAGAAAAAAGGACUUCAGAGCAUUUGGAUGCAGCGCUGCUCUGCUCAGGAUGACGGCUGCCAGGUUACUUACGGACAAACUUUUAUCCCCCCUGAAAUGUGACCGGAGAACAAAAAAAAGCGGCUGGCAGCAUUCUCACGUGUCAGUGCAUUCCUUUAAAAUGUAAAGGAGUAAUAGCUAAAAUGAUCUGGACUGCAAAAGACGAGGGGAGGGCAUCGUCGCUGUGGGCCUUCACGGCAGCAUUCAGCGCCGGAGCUUCUGACCCGAAACACAUGGUCUUGUCAGGCCAACUCUGUUGACAGGAGGGCAGACGAGCCGCUGAAUGACACAGAGUCAGCCGAGUGACACUGGAACAUGAGGCCAGCCACAAACAGUGCCUGAUAUUCAUCGGCAUGACAACAGCUCAGUUUAAUAGGGCAGGAAGACAUGAUGGAGGAGAGGAUAAGAAAUGAUGAGGUGCCCCCUUUUUCUUUAUUAGUCUGAUUGCACUCGUGAUUAGAUUUAGUUCUGUUUUAUGAAUUUUCUUCUGGUUUGAGUGGGUGUGGGCUUCUGUGGCCUCCAAUCAUACGCCAAGACUGAGUCUAGCUGAAGCUAAAGCCGACAGUGCUGCUGUUAAAGAGCCCAUAUUUAGCUUUGUUCCUUUAGUUUGUUGUAACUUUUGUGCAUGUAAAAGGUCUGUAAACUUAGAUACGUCACGCAUUUGCAUUAGAGCGUGACAGGAUGGACCCGUAUUAAAUUUAUUUAUAUUGACCAAUUUUGUAUAUAUAGAGGAUAUAUUAAAAAAAAACAUUUAAUCGUAUACAUUUUUUAAAAAGUGUGACAUCACCUGAACUAUAUUUCUGAGCUGGAGCCAAACUAAUUGGCAUUGCAUGUUCUAUUCUAUUUCAUUGUUAUUAACGUAAUAUUCACUAAUGACGAAUUUGUCUUAUAUUUAUGUAUAUCAAAAACAACUUAAGUGAAAUCCAUGCUAAAGCGUUUAAUGUCCAUAACUUGAUUUAAUGGAGCUAGCUGUUGAGCUAGCUGUAAAAUUCCUGCUACAGAUUUACUCGCAUUUCAGUAGAUUCAACGCCAAUCAGAAACUUGUUUUUUCGUACAUAUCAAAAUGACAUUUCAAGCAAAUUAUCGCUGGUAAUGUUUAAUUUUUCACAAAUUCACAGUUUGCCAGGUCAAGUCCAGAAUAGCAGCUGGGCUGUAAACGUUCAGGGAACAUCUUUCUACGUAUCCAGUGGAAACCAGACUUCAAUUUUUAGCUUUUU
Molecule: messenger RNA, 7055 nt
Organism: Stegastes partitus (bicolor damselfish)
Lineage: Eukaryota; Metazoa; Chordata; Actinopteri; Pomacentridae
Gene: abcd2
Product: ATP binding cassette subfamily D member 2
Exons: 10
Coding region: 234-2447 (737 amino acids)
Biological process (GO): long-chain fatty acid import into peroxisome; very long-chain fatty acid catabolic process; peroxisome organization
Cellular component (GO): peroxisomal membrane
Molecular function (GO): ABC-type transporter activity; ATP binding; ATP hydrolysis activity
Source: RefSeq, a predicted model, not a curated record